Molecule: messenger RNA, 1397 nt
Organism: Melampsora larici-populina 98AG31
Lineage: Eukaryota; Fungi; Basidiomycota; Pucciniomycetes; Pucciniales; Melampsoraceae
Exons: 7
Coding region: 209-1252 (347 amino acids)
Source: RefSeq, a predicted model, not a curated record
AAAAAUGUAUCACUCUCAAGUUCAACAACUACAACAUAGCCACCACGUCGUAAUCUAACUUUCAAUCGAUCCAACUUUCAACCUUUGAACUUUGAACUUAUCAACUUCCGAGAACAAACGAACGAUCAAAUCGAACGUCAUUCUAGACCAUCUGUUCUAGAUAUCAGUUGUACUCAACUUUGGUACUCCGCGUAUUCGUAUUUCGAAGAUGUCAUUAACACCUGAGCCUCGAUCUAGUCAUUCGGAUCAAUUAACAUUCAAUCCUUCAGAUGAACCAUCACCUCUUUCUGCCACAUCAAAUCAUGGAACUCUUCGAUCCGCAUUAAAACCUUCAUCAUAUUUACCAGACCCAUCACAAUCAAGACCAAGUUUACCUACAAGUGAUGUACCAAGCAAGGAACUUUCGAAACUCAACUUACUUGAACCUUCACCCAUCACACCUAUCAUCCCAAGACCCAAGUUAAACAGAGCUCAUUCAAGUACCGAAGAUUUACCACCAGGAUAUCAACGUCGAGUAGGAUUUUCAACUCUUGAUACGGAAGAACCUACUAAAGGAGGUGGAACUGGUGCAGAAUAUAGUUUUACUUUACAAGCUAAAAGUUCAAAGUAUUGUCCUGGUCGUGAUUCUCGUUGUUUUUUAGUCGCUACGGAUGGUGAAGAAUAUUCAAUACAAGCUUUAGAUUGGUUAAUGGGUUCAUUGGUUGAGAAUGGAGAUGAAGUGGUUGUACUACGAGUCAUCGAACCUGGUAGUUCAGCCCAUAGACAAUUCAUGGCUGAGAAUGAAGAAACCACUAAAUCAGAAGCUCAAGAUGUUUUGUUUCAUGUCUUGACCAAGAAUGAUAGACAAAUCAAUGUGACUGUAGAAUUUGUGAUCGGGCCACCUAUCAAGACCAUUCAACGAAUGCUUGAAGUUUAUAAGCCAGACUCUUUAGUGGUCGGAACACGUGGUCGCUCAACAUCAGCGUGGCAAAAGGCUUUUUCACUCGGUUCUACCAGUCAAUAUCUUGUAGCUAGAUCUCCAGUGCCCGUGAUCGUAGUAAGACCACAACGUAAAGUAGAAAAAUCAAAAGAAGCCAGAGCAAAAGAUCCUAAAAGAAGAUCAUAUCAAGCUUUAUUUAAUCCAUCUUCUAAACCGAUUAGUGAAAGAUUACCUACAAAUUAUGAAAGUCAACAAAAUUCAGAUGCAGAACAAGAACAAGAAGAAGGAGAAGGAACACUUGAAUUAAGAAGAGAAAAAACUAAUCCAUUUUAAAUUUGAUUGAUUCUUUAUUUUUUGAUUUUUGGUUAUGUUUGAUUUUUGGUUAUGUUUGAUUUUUGGUUAUGUUUGAUUUGGGUUUUUCUGUNNNAUCUGGGGGUCAAUGAAUAAGACCUGGAAGCAAACUUUUUAUAUCUCCCUG